AUGAAGCUUUUUAACUUUUUCCUCGCUGUCGCCAUGGCUCAAUCUACCCUCUCCCCAAGAGGCAAGAUCAAGGAUGAAGAGAAAGGCCCCCGACAGUGCGGAAAAGUCAAGCUCGCUGACAACCCUCUCGCCAACGGUUUGACUAUCGAGUGCAAAUCUCGAAACGGCAAGGCGAAGAACCCCCAUCGAACCAAGCGAUGCAAGGCUCGAUGUGUUGAUUCUAAGAGAAACAACAACACUCCUAAGAAGUUCUUCUGUGUUGACAACAAGUGGAUGAACAAGAAGGGUACCCAGGAGCUCAACGUCAACAACCUCGGUUGCAAGUAA
Oikopleura dioica is the source of this 327-nucleotide messenger RNA. The record is from the annotation of a GenBank genome assembly. NCBI's taxonomy places the organism in Eukaryota, Metazoa, Chordata, Appendicularia, Copelata, Oikopleuridae.